Molecule: messenger RNA, 354 nt
Organism: Moneuplotes crassus
Lineage: Eukaryota; Ciliophora; Spirotrichea; Euplotida; Euplotidae
Source: the annotation of a GenBank genome assembly
UUUUCUUCAACUUUUUCGAAACAUGAAUUCCGUAAGCAUCUAUCAUUCUGAGCUUCAGUUUACUUUUUUAUGCUAGCUUUUGAUUUCAUUAUUCUCUCACCUGAUUGCGUCAUUAUCCAUAUUUCCCUUAUGUCUCCAGCACUAUUAGUGGAGUUUAUUUUUAUUGAUUGUAUCACCUUCAGCUUUCUCACAAAAUUUUUAGGAAGAGUAAAAGGUUGAUUCAAUAAUCGAAAGUGAGCAAUUGGAAGCUUAAUAAUCUUAUUUUUGGAUGCAUGCAGCUGGUUAGAACUAACUUUUGACUGGCUUUUCUUAUCAGUUGUUGGCUGAAGCAUUCUCUUUGAAUGGUUAGAGUAG